Messenger RNA from Drepanopeziza brunnea f. sp. 'multigermtubi' MB_m1, 1476 nucleotides. RefSeq lists its product as uncharacterized. The record is from RefSeq and is a predicted model, not a curated record. Gene Ontology annotation, molecular function: DNA binding. NCBI's taxonomy places the organism in Eukaryota, Fungi, Ascomycota, Leotiomycetes, Helotiales, Drepanopezizaceae. Gene Ontology annotation, biological process: spliceosomal complex disassembly; mRNA splicing, via spliceosome. Gene Ontology annotation, cellular component: nucleus; U2-type post-mRNA release spliceosomal complex.
AUGAAGUCUGCCUUUGGAUCCAAGCGGAAAGCUCGCAAGAUACAGGUUGAUGAAGAUGAGGAGGACGGCGCCAAAGAUGUACAAGAGCCUGUGAACACUCGUAAGUACCCUGAAGCUAUUACAGCUACGAAUCCAGCUGAUCUCGAGAAGCCAGCUGACGAGGCAACUCUAGCAAAUACUGGAGGUCCUACCUCGCUUCUCGGUCGGAAAGCAUUCAAGAAGUCUUCACUACGCCAAAGCAUCGCCUUCGAGGACGAAUCGCAAGAUGGCGGCGAUGCCACUGGGCUACAGGUUUCCAACAAGCCUACGAUAGGACGAUCAAGCUCUCUGAUGAAGAAGAAACCGAGAACUUCGAGAUUGUCAUUUGGACCUGGCGAGAUCAUAUCGGGAGAUGCCGCAGAAGCAUUAGAGGACGAUGAAGCGUUCACACCGAAGAAACCAACUUUGGGCCGGCGAGUUAUGGAAGGAAAUGCCACCAAGAAAAACAUUUCGUAUCAAGCACUUCCUAUGCGUACGAAUGACGACGAUGAGGAGCGGCCGACGUACAGCAAGGACUACCUAGAGGAACUUAAGAGCUCGACGCCUUCUACGCCGAAGGAUUUGUUGGCCUUGCAUGCUACAGCUGUGCAUGAAGAGGGGCUUCAUGCGUCAGAGCUAGAGGGUGCGAUCAUUGUUGAUACGGAGGAUAAAUUCGCCAGUCCAUCGUUCAUACCUAGUGAAGCCGAGAUACGGGAGAAGAAAGAACGGAGAGCGCGCAUGGCUCAGGAAAAGGAUUUCAUAUCUUUCAACGACGACGAUGGUCAACAUAGACAGGAGAUCUCUCUUCUGCCGAGGAAGCCGAAAGGGGAGAGCCGAUUGGUGAGAGAAGAUGAGGAUUUGGGGGAGGGCUUUGACGAGUUUGUUGAUGAUGGACGGAUCUCGCUUGGCAAGAAACAGGAAAGAGAAGCGAGGAAGAGGCAAAGGAAAGAGAUGGCUGAUAUGAUUCAUCAAGCAGAAGGCAGUUCAGAUGAGGGGUCUGAUGAUUCGGAGGCUGAGAGGCGAGCGGCGUACGAAAUUGCUCAGACUCGUGCUGGUAUGGAUGGCCUUCACAAGAACGAGGAGAGUGCGGAGGUUGGUGCUGCACAGAUCCCUUCAAAGAUCACGCCUUUGCCAGCGCUGUCCGAGUGUUUGGAGAGAUUACAAACGACGCUGAGCUCCAUGGAGCAAGAGCUGGCGAAAAGACAUCGGCAGAUGGAGGCGUCGAAGCGGGAGAAGGACGAGAUUGCCGCGCGGGAGAUGGAAGUCCAGGAAUUGCUGAAGCAGGCCGGCAAUCGGUAUGCUGCGUUGAAAGCAGACACGAACGGCGCUGUUGCCAAUCCUGCAAAGUUGGCGGCUCAAGCAAGCACAGGGGUUGCGAUUCCUAUGAUUUCUGAUAGAGGCUUGGAGAGUUUUGGGAACACCCCCAUAGCCCAACCUAACGCGGAGGAUGUAGGCUAG